Guillardia theta CCMP2712 is the source of this 315-nucleotide messenger RNA. RefSeq lists its product as hypothetical. Bases 1 to 315 code for a protein of 104 amino acids. NCBI's taxonomy places the organism in Eukaryota, Cryptophyceae, Pyrenomonadales, Geminigeraceae. The transcript has a single exon. The record is from RefSeq and is a predicted model, not a curated record.
AUGUCUGAACCUAUCGAUAUGAGGCAGACACUGGAAGAUAUCGCCAGGAAGCUCGACAUUGUGUCGAGGCAUGGUGAUCAGGACGAGUUGAUCAACGCUGGUAUCACGGCAAGGAACCUGAGGAAUGCAAAGAAGUUGAGCGACAAGCUACAGCAUGCACCCAACACCAAGGAGCUCAUCGAUUCGUGCCAUUCGCAGUGCAGGAAUCUGAUCUCCGCGCUCUCCGACAGGGAGAAUAAGCAAAACGUGCGUGCGAUCCACCAGAAUCUCAUGCGAAUCGCAUCCCCAGGAAAGCAGAAGAAGACGAAGCACUGA